UCGCGUGUGCGCGCCUUGGGGGCGGGGCCACGGAACCACCCCCGCCGCGCGCUGAUUGGCCAGAAGGCCGCGGUAUGCAAAUCAGCCAGCUGGGGGGCGUGGCUUAGCUAUUUAGGGCGGGGCGUGAAUCCCAAUUUGGUGUUGUGGGCGUGGUUUAUGCUCGGGGGCGUGGCUGCCGCGGAGGGGGCGGGGCCUGCCCCGCUGCACGUGGGCGCUAUAAAACCCCGGCCCGGGGCCCCCCCCGCAGUCGAGGCUCGGCCCCGCGGCCCCCCCGAACCCCGCUGUGAUCCCCCGGUCCCUCCGAGUCCCCCCGGUCCCUCCGAGCCCUCCCGGAUCCCUCCCGGUUCCCCCCGAGCCCCGCCGGGUCCAGCAGCGCCCUCCCGCCUCCCCCGGUGUCCCCGGUGCCCCCCGACCCCGGUGCCCCCGCCAUGUCCCCCGGGCUCCGCCUGCCCGCCCGGGCCGCGCUCCUGUCCCGCUCCCCGCCCGAGCCGGGGCUCCCCCACCGGGUCCCCCCGGUCCCCGCCGCCCCCUCCCCGCCGUCCCGGAGCCCCCCGGAGCCCUCCCGGCCUCGGGGCCUGGCCGAGAUGCCCGGACCGAGCUCCGCCGCCUUCAUCUUCGAGCUGCUCUGCCGGGGCGGCGUGCGGAGGCUGCACGAGAUGCAGGUUCACGGCCGGGCCCGGUUCGGCCCGGUGUGGCGGGCCCGCUUCGGGCCGGUGCUCACGGUUCACGUGGCCGAGCCCGCGCUCGUGGCCCAGGUGCUGCGGCAGGAGGGCCCCGAGCCCCGGCGCGCCCUCAGCUGCCCCUGGAAACAGCACCGGGAGCUGCGGGGGGCACCGGGGGGGCUCCUGACCCUGGAGGGCGAUGCGUGGCGCAGCUCCCGGCGGCUCCUGGCCCGGGCCCUGCUCCGCCCGGGCGCUGCCGAGGCCUUCGCGCUCCCGGUGGCCGCGGCCGUGACCGAGCUCGUGGCGCGGCUGCGGCGGCUGCGGCGGCGCCACCCCCGGGGGCUCGUGCGCGACAUCGGCACCGAAUUCAACCGGUUCGGGCUCGAGGCCAUCUCCUGGGUGCUGUUCUCCUCCCGCCUGGGCUGCCUUGGGGACCCUGGGGACAGCGGGGACAGCGGUGACACCGAGGCCGUGCUGCAGAGCGUGGGGGCGGUGCUGGCGCUGACCCUGGUGACAAUGGCACUGCCACGUCCCCUCCUGCGCCUCGUCCCCGCGCCCUGGGACGCCUUCUGCCACGCCUGGGACCAGCUCUUCGCCUUCGCCAAGGGACACGUGGACCGGCGCGUGGCCGCGGUGGCAGCGCGGGGGCCGCUGGCCGAGGGGGACACGUGUGUCACCGACCUGCUGGUCCGGGAGCGCGUCCCUGUCACCAGCAUCUAUGGGAACGUCACCGAGCUGCUGCUGGCCGGGGUGGACACGGUGGCCAGCACGCUGGCAUGGAGCCUGUACGAGCUGGCACGGAACCCGGGGGCGCAGGCGGCCCUGCACCGCCAGCUGCUCGCUGCCACUGCCACCAACAGCGGUGACAGUGACAGUGCCAGUGCCACCACCGAGCGUGCCACUGCUGCUGCCACCGCUGCCGCGCUGGGACGGCUGCCACUGCUGCGGGCGGUGGUGAAGGAGACCCUCAGGCUGUACCCCGUCAUCCCGGCCAAUGCCCGCGUUGUCCCCGAGUGUGACAUCCGCGUCGGUGACUACCUGGUGCCACGCCAGACCCUCAUCACCCUGUGCCAUUACGCCACAUCCCGUGACAGCCGCUACUUCCCCGCGCCUGACACCUUCUGCCCGGAGCGCUGGCUGCGCCACGGGGACACCGGGGACAGCGGGGACACCCCUGGGGACACUGCUGGGGACACCCCCGGGGACAUCCCCGGUCCCAGGCACCCCUUUGCCUCCCUGCCCUUCGGCCUCGGCCCUCGCAGCUGCGUCGGGCGCCGCCUGGCCGAGCUGCAGCUGCACAUGGCGCUGGCACAGAUCCUGCUGCGCUUUGAGGUGCGGCCGGAGCCCGGGGGGGGCCGCGUGCGCCCCAUGACCCGAACCCUGCUGGCCCCCGGGGCCCCCAUCAGCCUGCGCUUCCUCGAGAGGUGACACCGGGGACAUGGGGACAUUGAGGACACGGGGACAUGGGGACACUGGGGACACUGCAGAUACAUAGGGACAGCGGGGACACUGGGGACGUGGGGACACCAGGGACAUGGGGACAUGAGGACACUGGAGACACCAGGGACUCUGGAGAUACAUGGGGACACUGAGGACACUGGGGACACUGGGGACACCAGAGACUCUGGAGACACCAGGGACAGAUGACACCGCAGACCCUAGAGACAUUGAGACACCAGGGACACCGGGACAUUGGGGACACCAAAGACUCUGGAGAUACAUGGGGACACUGGGGACACCAGGGAGACCUUGACCCCAGCGGUGACCUCACCCCCAGUGAUGGCACCGACCCCAGUGGUUGCCUUGACCCCUCAGUGUGUCCCCAGUGUCCUCCCGGCCCUGUCCCUGUGGGUGACCCCAGCCCCCCAGAGGUGGCCCUGACCCCUCGGUGACAUUGGCUGUGGUGGCAGCAGCCCAUGGCGCUGCUGGCUCUGGCAGUGUCACACACCCUGUGCUGGCCUUGUCCCCACUGUGUCCCCAACCCCGUGGGAACCUCAGCCUUGGUGGUGGCCGUGACUCCCUGCUGGUGGCCUUGUCCCCAGGGUGUCCCCGACCCCAUGGGGGUGACUCUGUGGUGUCCCCAACCCUAUGGGGGUGACUCCCUGCUGGUGGCCUUG
Zonotrichia leucophrys gambelii is the source of this 2779-nucleotide messenger RNA. Its product is annotated as 25-hydroxyvitamin D-1 alpha hydroxylase, mitochondrial. The transcript has 9 exons. Gene Ontology annotation, cellular component: mitochondrial inner membrane. The coding region runs from base 429 to 2090 and encodes 553 amino acids. Gene Ontology annotation, molecular function: iron ion binding; monooxygenase activity; oxidoreductase activity, acting on paired donors, with incorporation or reduction of molecular oxygen. The record is from RefSeq and is a predicted model, not a curated record. Lineage: Eukaryota; Metazoa; Chordata; Aves; Passeriformes; Passerellidae. Gene Ontology annotation, biological process: C21-steroid hormone biosynthetic process; cholesterol metabolic process; cortisol metabolic process.